This is a messenger RNA of Nicrophorus vespilloides, 749 nucleotides long. RefSeq lists its product as uncharacterized. The record is from RefSeq and is a predicted model, not a curated record. Bases 9 to 749 code for a protein of 246 amino acids. The transcript has 3 exons. NCBI's taxonomy places the organism in Eukaryota, Metazoa, Arthropoda, Insecta, Coleoptera, Silphidae.
AAAACAAGAUGUUUCUAAAUAUAUUACUUCUAUCAACAUUUGUAGUUUUCGUGAAUGCUGCAGCAUUGCCUACAUUCAUAACACCUUGCAGUCCACACUCGCAUGAUAUAGAUACAUGUGUUUUUAACAACUUUGAAGCUGCAAAACCCUAUCUUACGAAAGGAAUUCCCGACCUAGAUAUACCGAGUUUAACGCAUGUUCCUAUUCAAAAUUCCUUUAAGAAAGUUAUCCCCAACUUUGAAUUUCAAAUAUGGAACUAUACUGUAAAGGGAUUAAACAAUUACGAGGUCCUUAAUGUUAAUACAGAUCUGAAAAAUAACAUCUUCAAAUUCCAAAUCCGUAUCCCUCACUUAUCGGGCAAUGGAUCAUAUAGGUAUAAAGAUCUUUUCAAAAUGGACUCGGAGGAUGUUAAUGUUGAUAAUAUGGGAACAAUCAAAUCAUUUGCAAUUGAUUUAAUUUUGAAUUUAGAGCUAAAAACCAAGAUAGUUCAACGGAAUAAGCAAAUUUACUUAGAGCAUGUGGAUUGGAAAAUCGAUAUAAGUAGAGAAGGUCCUUUCCGUGUGUAUAUGACCGAAGCGUAUGUGAAUAAAUUUGAUUUUUCGGGUUUAUUUGACGAAAAAUAUAGCGAUAUUUUAUUCGAGUUGUUUGUUCCAAAACUAAAAGAUGCUAUUCAGGAUUUAUUGUUCGAUUUUACUGAUACUUUUUUCUUUACUUAUACGUACAAUGAAUUUUUCCAUAAAUUGUCUUAA